Fomitopsis serialis is the source of this 1248-nucleotide messenger RNA. RefSeq lists its product as uncharacterized. The transcript is spliced from 2 exons. Bases 1 to 1248 code for a protein of 415 amino acids. The record is from RefSeq and is a predicted model, not a curated record. NCBI's taxonomy places the organism in Eukaryota, Fungi, Basidiomycota, Agaricomycetes, Polyporales, Fomitopsidaceae.
AUGGAGAGUACGUGGGAUCCUGCGGGCAGCAACAACGAUGACCUCGCGGGCUUUGCGCUCGACGAACUCGAUGGUGGGCUACAAUCCCUAUAUCCAGGCCAGUUGCUGCCUCCAACUCAACCCAUACUGUACCCUGUUCUCGCACCUCCUCUUCAUCCUCUGCUGCAUGCCGAGGCUAGCGGCUCGUCGACAACGUUUAGCCCACCUCCUGGUACAUCCUCACUGUCAGCAUCUUCGCUUUCUCAAUCACCCGUCACACGAGAGCUCUCGCGAGAGCAGAUUCCGCUACUGUCAUGGCGGCGCAACACGAAGCAAUCCCUGGAAGUCCUGUGUCCGCGCUGCAAUGCGUGGAUUCGUACUGGCUCUAAGCUACGGCAGACGACGCAGCCCUUGGAAGCGCACAUGCAGGGGCGCCGAUGCAAUCCCUCGGCCAUCCUCGAAGCGCAGGCGCAUACCGAGACGCAACAUGCGCGUGAAGCCAUGCUGCCCAUUCCUGCAGGGCCAUCUCCGGUUUACCACGUACCUGGUUCGUUGUCUGACAUAGCUCCCCUGUCGGAGCAGGCGGCCAUGGUGCAGCCUAUGCCCUCCGACUCGGAGUCACCUGCGCUCCCACUGUUCAGCUUCGAUCUAUCCACGCCCGCGGAUUACACGGAUGAAUACACAACGGACUCCGAUUACGACACUCAGUCAGACGCCGAAUCACCAGCGACACCGCGAGUGGUAUGUGCGCUGCCGCAGCGUAGUUCGACUCGGACGGCGCAUGUCUCAUUGCAACCACAUCCGAGCCCUGCAGGCGGUGACGCACCUCAUUCCGCAGCAACACAGACUCCAGACCCUUGCGCGUCAGAGCCCUACGCUGUCGACCCGGCACUGCUAUCACUCUGGGAAGGCGACUUUGCGAACGUGCCGCAUUCCUGUCCUGGUAUUGCACUUAACUGGCCGCAUGAGGACUUCUUCCAAUCAUACCCCUUCCAGCGUCACGACCUCAGUAUCCCCGGGUUCCUAGGCUACCGCUUUUGUGCCGUGAACUCGGACGGAGUGUCAUUCCGUAUACGUUCUGUUCAGUGCAGCGGGUCACUCACGGUCAGUGAAGACGCAGCAUGUCCUGAGUGCCUAUCACUCACGGAUGGUGUCGAACAUCUGGGUCACAUGGCGCGAGAGGCUCGCCCGCAUACGAUCUACAAAUAUCGCUCGCACGCCCAACUCUGCGAUGUCGCGAAACACCUGAAACAGAAGCUGUCUCUGUAG